Tauraco erythrolophus (red-crested turaco) is the source of this 2418-nucleotide messenger RNA. NCBI's taxonomy places the organism in Eukaryota, Metazoa, Chordata, Aves, Musophagiformes, Musophagidae. The record is from RefSeq and is a predicted model, not a curated record.
AUGGAAACUCAAAAGCUGCAGAAAAACCAGUGUGAUAUGAAAACAGAUCUGAACUUACUGCUUGAAUGCCUUAAAUACCAGAUGGACUGCCCUGUAUCUCAGAAAGAGGCUUUGAUCACUAUUUAUUCAAUUUGUCAACAAAACAGUGAAGCAAGCGAAUAUUUUCGAGAAAUUGGUGGUUUGAUGUUUAUAAAUGAUCUGGCAAAGUCAAGUGUUCAUUGCAUAGUAAAGGAAGCAGCUUUAUUUACAUUAGGAAUUAUAAUAGAGAGUAAUGUUUAUUGUCAAGAAACUUUGUGUACUUCUGCAUUAUUUGAAGACCUCAUUUUAUUUUUAAUUAAUAAGGAUUCUGGUGUGAACUUGAAAAGAAUGUCUGUUUAUGUCAUCUUAGUACUGGUUUCAAAUAAUAAAAGUGGGCAAACUUAUGUCAGAGAUACAGGCUGCAUUGGUCUUCUGCUACAGUUGUUCAGGACAACUCUUUCCACAUCUGAGAUGAAUCUGUCAGAUGAAAACACUAACCAGUGCUAUCAGCUGUGGUCUUCAGUCUGCAGUACUCUCUGUGCCUGUGUCAACAAUCCUCAGAAUGAAGAUAAUCAAAACAUUUGCUGUUCAGUUUUUCCAUAUGCCAAAGAAUGGCUCGAAAGUUGUAUAGAGCCUGAGAUAGUUCGUCCUAUUUGUUCAUUUGUUGGUCUCACAGUUGCAAACAACUCAUACGUGCAGAAAUAUUUUGUUUCUGUUGGAGGAUUGGAUAUCUUAGCUAAAGUUCUCAUCAAACUUACGCACGAUUCCUGUAUGAGUCAGUCAAGCACAAAACUUGCAGUAGUAGUAACAAAGACUUUGGAUGCCUGCAUUGCUAAUGACUCUGCCAUGGGUGUUGUCUUGACAAAGUAUCACACUGUAUCAGAGCUACUGAAGCUGCUGUCAAAUGACACUCUGGAUACAGGAGAAAAAAUCAGUAUUAUUCUAACAAUUGGACACUGUACUGAAGUUUGUGCAGAAAACCAGUGCGAACUGCUCCAGAACAAUGGUCUUCCACUUAUGAUUCAGAUACUAACCGAGUCGCAGGAUGAGGAACUAAACAAAGCUGCUACUUUUGUGCUGCAGAACUGCAAACAAAUGACUGAACAAUUGUUCCUGAAAAUAACUGAUAAUUCAUUAAACGUGAACAAUGCAGAAGAGUUGGAAGCGCAAGUCAGAGAAAGAAGUCUACAAGACUACUGGAAGAAAGCAGAAGAAAUAUUACACAGAAUAAACUUGAUUGAAAAAGAACAUGAUGAGGAAAGAGCGCAAGGAAGAGUAUUUGUAGAUGGAUCUUCAGACGCCAAUAUUGAAGCAUCAAAAUACCAUGAAGUGAAUCCUUCUAAUCCAAAAACUUGUAUAGAAAGAACACAUAAAGAAGUACAAUGUCUACAGUUGACCCCUAAGUCAGAUGAUCAGGUUCUUGCUCCAUCUAUAAAUUGGUCUCCACUGAAAAAUGAAAUAGCAAACCCUACGGAUCCAUUAAAUGCUUCUACUAGACAAAGUGAACAGUGUAAUAUUCCGUGUGCAGUUAAUGAACUGCAAACAGGCAACAGAGUACUUCGAAAUCACAGUAUAAAUGAAAAAACUGCUUGUGUAAAAAAUCAGCCUAUUCUUCCAGUAAGUGAACACUUAUUUAAACAACCAGCAGAGAUUGUUAAAAAUAUGAAACAGACAUGCACACCAGAUCAACAUUCAUUCUACUCAGAGAUAACCAAGGAAAAAAAAAGUAUUUCAGCUACAUCUGCAUCUCAUAAAAUGGCAGAUUUAAGGUGUUUAGGUUGUACAGCAGGAGGACUGUCCUUCAAUAGUAAAACCUUUACCAAGAUGCUGCAAAGUUGUCCAUACCAGUGUGACCAUCACAAAGUCAUUCUGGAAGCUGAAGAAAGAUAUAAAAAGGAACUUCACAAAUUGACUGCUUGUCACAACAGUAGAUAUGCAACUCAUGAGAGUAUUCUUUUGACUCCUAUUAGAAAAAACAAAUCUGAUACUUCAAAUAGAGAUGAAUAUAGUAAAAAUACUAGAUUGACUGACAACUAUAACUUGAUACCUACGUAUGAAAAGUCUUUCAAAAAAACCCAAGAUGCUAAGUUGAAGAGACAAAGAGUCAAAGAAAUAUGCAACCAGCAAUGUCGGCGCUUUAAAGAAAAUUGCGUAUAUUCACUUGACAGAGAUGAGAACAACGAAUAUUCCCUGUACGCGAACACAAGAACUUUAAACAAGAGAAGAAGAACCCGAAAAGAUUUCACAACUGAAGAAAUUAACUGUCUAUUGAAUGGAGUGAAACAAAUGGGUCAUCACUGGAACUUAAUUUUGUGGUCUUAUCCAUUUCAGAAAGGACGGACAAGUGUUGAUCUUUCCAAGAAAUACUACCGGUUACAGUUGCAAGUAAUCACAAUUUAA